CGUAUUAGUCAUCCGAGUUGGUCUGAGGUUGGGCGUGCUAGUCAACGGGUGGGAAUACAAUGGCGUCCGCAGAGAACAUAUCCACAAGCGCUGGACCAUCUGCCCCCGAGGAGGGACGACCUGCACAACAACCUACUCCUCGAUAUAUGCACGCAAAGGGAGCACCAUGGUUUUUGGACUUCAUUGUUCAGGGGGACCUUUUUGGGCCAGCUGUUUUCAUGCGACCCACUUGCGUUACAAACGCUGGGGGAGCGGUCAACGUUGUUCCUGUCGGUACCGUCGUCUCGUACGCGAAGACUUCUGGAGGUUUCCUCAAGCUGCACACUAACGGCAUGUACGACGAGUGCAGACUGCCUAUCAGAGGUGUUAAAGGUGUGCUGGUGACCAUCAAAAGUUUCGCGGGGUACGGCUCGAACAUGCCGUUGUGCUCUCACUUCAAAGGCCUUUACGAUGGCGGCAACAAGCGUCUUCCAUCGCCAGAGCAAUAUCUCGAUCUCGCGCUGAUGGUGCCGAAAGAACGUCCGGUUCUUCCGCCAGAGCGCCAGAGCAUGUUUUCCGGCUUUUGCCACCCCGUGAGGGGUCGUCCGGCUUGGCUCAAGAAACUCCAGGGUACAGGGACUCAACGGGUCGGCAUUCCGAAACUUAUCAAGGUCCGCUGCGGCGCCGACACGUAUUCGCUUCGAGAUGAGACGAGAAGAGAUUCAAGCAGAUCGGGGCUAGAUGUUGGAGGGAAUGAGGCUGAAGGGAUGGGCGUUGUUCUCGGAAGCUCUGGCGGGGAGCAGACUCCUUCGGAGAAGAAGAGCGAGCGACAGAGGAUGGUGCGAGAGGAGGUGGCGGAAGGAACCCUCUGCAUGAAGAGGAUGAGAGGAAAACCGGACGCGGUGACGGGCGGGGAUGGAGGUGGCGACGGAGAAUGUGCCUCGGGAAAGAGGCCGACGAACGAAGAGGGUGGGACGACAAGUAAGAAAGCGAGGAGGCCCGACGGUUUGACCAUCCGCGAAGGACAAGCCGCGGGUGGAGGAGAUUCGGCUGAUCCAGGCGCUGCGGCCGCGAGAGAACCGGGGAAAUCGAAACGGAAAGUGGCAGCUGAAGAAGGCGAUGGCCAGAAGAAACCUCGAAGGCGGAAGACUGCUAAGGCGGCGAGCGGGGGCGAACGGCCUGUCGGUGAGGAGUGCGACGAAGCGGCAGCAUUCUGGCUCGAAUACGAGCGGAACGAUGGCGGUGAGAUCGUGGAGAAGGAGCUCCCCGUCCAACUGCUCAUCGACCCAGGAAGGUUUGCGACAUCCCGUCUUGGGAAAGAUAUUACAACCACCGCGGUCAGUCUCAACGAGAACACGAGACACAAGAGGUCUAAGCAGCGAUCGCAGAAGGCCGCGUUCUUGGACAUGAGGGAGGCAUGGGAGAAAGAAGGAAGGUCGAUGGCCAUUCAAGGGAACCCUUCCGGCAAGGAGGGCGAAAAACAAAAGUUUUUCGAUUUCCAAAAGCUGAUUUUGGGAAUAAGUCCGAACGGAGCUCACUGGUCGUUGGCAGAAAAAAAUAAAUCGCUCGCCGACAAGGAGUAUGUCGCUGCCGUUGACAAUGCAUUGAGGCAGUGGAUGCCGCUCGUGACGGUCGGUGAUGACGUUUUCCACAAAGCCAUGGAGUUCUACGUGAAAUGGGCGGAGGGGAAGUUGUUGGGCAGCGACGGCAAGACGCCAUUGUCGAGGCCGGGCAAAUACAUGCCAGACAAAUCUCCGGGUCUGCAAGCAAUUCCGGAAAUGGUCUCGAAAGGGGCGGCUGGUCAAACGAAGAUGGGGUGGCUUGUCCGGGUACCUCUGCCUCCUACCAAAAAGAAAACGCAAGCGGACGACAAGUUUUUCAUGGUCGUGAAGGAGCCAGACAUGUUCUGUUGGCAGUGUCUCGCCGACAUGACCGAUGUCGAAAAACUGUCGAUCCUUGACGACAUUCUCGCGCUAAGGGGAGUGACGGACGUUUGGGACUUCCUUUUCGGACCCGGACCGCCUGGCCCGACCGACCUCGAAUACAGUCGACGGAGAAACCUGGUGUUCGCUGUGCUCAAUGGGUACCACGGUGCACCCAGGGAGUCUGUCUCGCACUUCCUGAGAAGGCUGGAGCACGUUUACUUCACGCUGGCCGAACCGCUCACUCUCGAAAACUACAAGUCACAGUUUGACGAGGAGGACCCUUUCGACGUUGAAGACAUGGAGGAGCUGAGCGACUCUGAAACCUUCGAUUUCGAGUCCAUGCCACUUCCCCGGGUGGUUGGACAGGUUAGUGAUGAAGAGGAAGGUGACCCUCGGAGAUAUAGCACGUCCCCUGCCGGUUUGAAGCAUGUGCUUCGGGGCGAACCAGCCGACGACCAAUCGUCUGAUGACGAGGAGAAAGAGAGAGACUAUGAUCACGAACCUUGUGACAGGCUCCCUGUGGACCAUGACACCUGGCAGAAUGACAGACUCUACUUCUUCGGCAAGCAUCACCGGUUCAUGUCGGAGGAUGUCUGGGGACACAACAUCGUCUGGCACCCGAGGAUAUUCCAACCUGCUGUGAGGAAUGGAAUAUGGGUCAUGGCAAUAAAGGAGGCCGAUGGCAAGUGGACUGGACUGAAGAGACAGGGAGCGGGUGCAUUUAAGAGAAAGGCAAGAACUGCUUUGGUGGAGCAUUUGAGUCUCAUGAACCCCGAAAGGAACGAUCAGGACGUCGAUGCGUAUGCAGAACAAAAGUUACAUGAAUCGGGUGAUCGUGGCAGUGGGAUGGGUCCGAUGUUUACCUUGUUGACGGGAGCGCAGGGGGCGGGAGGGGAUCCUUCGCACUUGUCGCCGGCGUGCAUGAUGGAUGUACCAAGAACCGUUCUCGUGGAGCACAGCAGUCGGUCACAGGGCGGUGUGUCGGUGACAAUGCAGAAUGCCCGAGAAGACAGACUGGAGACACAGCGGCCGUCGAGGUCUUCGUCCGCAUGCACGAGCAGCCAUAGCCGACCGCCGAUGUUCUCAACUUCUGUCAGCAAUGAGGCUCCCCACACUGUCCUGAAUGGAAGAGUGACGACGACGACUGCGGCAGAGUCCCCACGAGUGAUAGAGAGGAUCAUAGCGAGGUACUCCAGGAUGCGUACGGACGUCCAACGCGACGAUGGAGGUGACGCCAACGCUGACGGUGAGGAUGUGGCGGAGGACGGCAUGGAUGGCGACGAUGAGAGCGAGGAGGAUGACGAGCCUGCUGUGAAGGAAGUCACAUCAAAGGGAGGGAAGAAGAAGACAAGCAAGAGUCGUGGGAGCUCGAAGGCGAGGGAGGAAGGGGGGGGGUGCGGAUGGCGACAGUGGGGGAGGGAGCACGCGGCAGAACUGGCAUUUGGACGAAUCGCUCGUCCUCGUGCGGUGCAAGAGGGACCUGGACGAUUAUAUGGCGAGCCAGGGCACCAACUUCGUACGGAUGAAGACGAAGACAUGCAAAUGGAACGAAAUAGCGAAGCGGAUGGCCCAGCAGGGGGUUGCGAAUAUAGAUCGGGAUUCGUGCAUGACGAGAUGGGAGAACAUUUUUGGGUGGUACAAAAAAAAUUGGGACAGGGAGAAAGAAUUUUUUAUCUGCUCACCUCGACGAAGCGCAAAGAAUUGGGGUUCAAGUUUGCGAUGGCUCGACAACUGUAUGAUGCCAUCCACGCAACAACCCCCAACAAUCAGGUCAUACACCCGCCUAAUCUGCUUGACACCGGCAGACUGCCUCCACAAUAACCGAAUGAGGGCGAGGCGGAUGGCCAAGCAAGAGGGCCAACUGAAAAU
This is a messenger RNA of Chara braunii, 3773 nucleotides long. The record is from the annotation of a GenBank genome assembly. Lineage: Eukaryota; Viridiplantae; Streptophyta; Charophyceae; Charales; Characeae.